Messenger RNA from Pygocentrus nattereri (red-bellied piranha), 2287 nucleotides. It is a transcript of the gene sdc4, whose product is annotated as syndecan 4. The record is from RefSeq and is a predicted model, not a curated record. The transcript has 4 exons. Gene Ontology annotation, cellular component: cell surface; membrane. The coding region runs from base 136 to 720 and encodes 194 amino acids. Gene Ontology annotation, biological process: cell migration. Lineage: Eukaryota; Metazoa; Chordata; Actinopteri; Characiformes; Serrasalmidae.
GCUGCGCCGCUGAAAGAAGAAGGCGAGAAGUUUGGACGCGUCGCGCUGAAGUUCAGCUCCGUUUCCCGAACACGACCCGAAGGACUAGUGUUGGAUCUCCUCUGGUGUUCCGUUUAUAAGCUACUGUGCGCGAAGAUGCUGAAAGUGUACCUCACCUUGCUUUUCCUGGCUGCUGCUGUCUUCGCCGAGUCGGUACGAGAGACAGAAACAUGGGUGCGCGACAAGGCGAUGGACGCUGACCUGGAGUCAUCAGGCGAUUUUGGUUUCUCAGAUGAGGAGGGCCCAACGAGCAACAUUUAUGAUGAUGAUGACUACGAGCUUUCAGGCUCUGGUGAUGAAGAUAAAGUUGAUGAAUAUGACUACAACUACGGCCACAACACCGACAUCGACGAUGAUGAAACAUAUGAUCCUGAAUUAAACAAAAUCCUUGACGCAGUUCCUCCGCGGAUACCGACGCAGACGGACGACGAGCUGGACUUGGUGCGGCAAAACGAGAUCGCCCGCUCGUCCAGCGUCCAGCAGAACAAAGCGGAACAGAACAUUUUUAACAAGACGGAAGUUCUUGCAGCGGUCAUUGCCGGCGGUGCCGUUGGCCUGCUCUUCGCCGUCCUCCUCAUCCUUCUCCUGGUCUACCACAUGAAGAAGAAAGACGAAGGCAGUUACGACUUGGGCAAAAAGCCCAUCUACAAGAAAGCACCCACCACCGAGAUCUAUGCAUGAACGCACGAAGCCACGCCGUCUCAAGCAAAUAAGAAAUUCUGAACUCUAAACUCACAUAGUGCCUCCCAUGCACGGCCAACCUCACUCUCUCUUCCUCCUGAGAAACCGUAACGUCACAGCUUCUGAAUGAAAACGUGAUCGCUCUGGACAUUUCAGCAGAACCUCACUAGGUCAACGCCGCCGGGAGGGGAGGUUCUCUGUUGCCAAACUGCACUGUACAAGUCUUGACGUUAUCCUUUUCGGCGUUUUCCUUUUUUAAUGCCCAAAGUGAAAUGCCGCUUGUUCCCUUGCCUUUAAGCUUUCCCUGGUUUGUAAACACUACAAGGUGCAAAGAGGACUUUUACAGGUACAUGACAUGGAUAAGAAAUCAGGAUAAAACUUUAAGCGGACUUUUAUUUUGACACAUCUGUGCCGUUGAGGGGAAUGUUACUGUAGCCUUUUGCUUGUUAAGAUGUUUCGUUUUUGUUUUGCUGAUUAUUGGCAGAGGUACAGAUUGCGAACAUGCUGUUCUGACCUUUGGGCAUUCGCAUUAAGCUGAAUAUACACGUUUAAAAGCCUCAACAGUUCUACCUUUUUUAAUGAGCUUGCAGAUGUUAUAUAUACAAUAAACCAGGAGUUCUUACAUUCCAUAUAUUCACCUCAUAGUAAUUAUGAAUGGGUUUUGAGACGAACGUCCUGGCGAAACUCUUCAUGGUUUUCUGUUUUGACUGACAGCCAAGCCCAGGCAUCGUUACUCAGAGCUGUUCUCCUCUUAGCUCGUUUAACAGGUACGUCUUUUGCCGCCGACCGAAAGGCCUCCGCAAACAGACUUCUGAUUUCCAGGGAUGUGUAAAUAGCCGUUUGAAUAAAAUGUGCUUUUGGCAGACUUUUAUUUACCAAAUAUUUAAAUGCCAAAACUUUUCUUUCUUAUCACUUUUCCCUGGUAUUUUGUUUAUAAAUGAAACAUGGAAUGAUCUUUUAUUAUUAAUAAUAUUAUUAUAAAUAUUGUUUCUUUGCCUUCGAGAAACAGUAAAAAUGACCAAUGCUAAUACUAACAGCUUUUCUGUUCACUUUGUUUCCCGUCUCCUCUUCAGUGUUUCAUAGAUGACUUUUUUUUUUUUUUUUUCAUUUUUAUUUUGUUUUUGUAUUAAUUUAACUGUCAAAUAGCUUAUUUUAUUGCCUUCCUUCAGGUUGGGGGUUCCUCCCCUCUAAGCUGUACAUGUGAUUUAGAAAAAAAGAAAAAUCUAUACACUAGUGAAAGAUUUUCAGAAGUUUUGAAGCGAUUUUUUUUGUGUUUUUGUAAAAGUUUCUAUUCCUUUUAGAUCUUUUUAAGCAAUAUAUAUUAUAUAUUUAUAUUUUGUAGAAGGAUGCUCCGAAUAGUGCCAGGGUGAGUGAAUGAACCAUGUCAUUUGCAUGGAGAAAAGUAAGAAAAUCUGCUGCUUUUUUUUUUUUUUUUUUUUUUUUUUUUUUUUUUUUUCCCUGCAUCACAUGAUGUGAUGUCACCAAUCUAGUCGAGGAAUCAAUGAAUCAUUGAUUUCUGCUUGCAGGUUCUAAUCUGAUUGGAAAUAAAGCGAUUUUAUGCACAUUA